UUACCCCAUCUCCCUAUUUUUUACGAUUUUUCUUCAAAAAUGCUGAAAAAUCUAUCGAUUUUCUUGUUAUUUUCCAUGUUUUUAAUAAAUAUUCAUUGUUUCGAAGAGUUUUCCGAUUUUAAUCCAUGCAACGUCGACGAUUCCACGUGUAUGCCAUUGGAGGAUUUCGAUCAAAACUGCACCUGCAUUCUUCUAUCAGAUGACAAAUUCUUCAAUGUGACCGAUGAUGUGUACCUCUUCAUGACCGGCUACCCGAUUCACAUGUCCUACAUAACGCAAACCGAAAUCGCGAAGCUUUUCCGCAAAAAGCUGUCGAUUCGAAUUCCAAAGUUUCAAUAUUACGAUGCAUCGGAGCCCGACACAAAUUUGUAUCAACAAAUGAAAAUCGAGGAGAAAAUGACACUUUUCGUGGUUUCCACGGAGAAAAACACGGAAAUUAUGAAAUAUUUAAUCUAUAAUCAGUUUUUGCGCACCGAAGCGAUCACAAAAUCCGACAAUCGUUGGUGUAUGGAGGGAGAAUGCAAUGCUUUUGUCUACGAAUCCAGUACAAUUAAUCGGACAAUUGGAGUCUACUCACACGCGGCUGAUCUUCUUCAAAUUAUCGAAUAUCGCGGUAGAUCGAUUUUCGCGGUUUCAAGCGUCUACGGAGAGUUUAGUGUGCCGAAGAUUCAACGUCUCCAAUGUGAGCACAAGUGCAAGAUUUUUUACUGGAACGAGCGGGAAAUGUGCAAAAAGCAGUGCAAAUUGAGAUUGGAAUUCGAUUUGGUGUCAAUGACGUCAGAUUUGAAGCGAAAUUUCGAUUUUUUCGUGCAAUCCUCGGCCAUUCAGAAUUUUCGAAUGAAAUAUCGCAAAUUUUUGUGAUUUUUUUGGAAUUUUUUUUUGUAAAAAGUCGAAAAAACAGAGGAAAAUGUAGAUUUUUUUCACUUUUCUGGAAAAAUUACGUUUUUUUUCAGUUUUUUCUCAAUUUCUGUGCUUUUUUUGCCAAUUUUCUCAAAUAAAACAAGCAUUCAUUAA
Caenorhabditis elegans is the source of this 1014-nucleotide messenger RNA. RefSeq names its product Insulin/EGF-Receptor L Domain protein (gene Y54F10BM.12). The coding region runs from base 40 to 861 and encodes 273 amino acids. The record is from RefSeq and is marked reviewed. The transcript is spliced from 7 exons. Lineage: Eukaryota; Metazoa; Nematoda; Chromadorea; Rhabditida; Rhabditidae.